UAGAAACAUUUAUGCAUUUUCCUUAGUAUUUGCUGAUCAAGUACUUGGCUCUUGCUGUUGGAAAUUCCACUGAAAAGCAAACGAACAGAUCUUGCGAGAGAGAGAGAAAGAUGGCUUAUGCUGUUAUAACUUCACUAAUGACAACUCUUGAGCAAGUCCUGCAAUUCAAUCCAACUUUGAUUCCUGAAAAUAUUUGGGGACCCCUUGAUUCUCUCUAUGAAACACUUGUUUUCUUGCAAACUUUCCUUGUGGAUAUUGGAAAUCGGAUCAAUGAUCAAGAAUCGUUGACUUUUUUGGAGAAGAAGAUUAGAGAUGCAGCUUAUAAAGCAGAAGAUACUGUUGAUUUGUGCCUAAGAAGUAUCCAUGUGGCUAACACUGAAAAUGAUAAAAGUAAUGCUCGUUGUCAGCUUUAUGACGAGUUGAAGCAAAUAGCAAAUGUAAUGGAUUCAAUACAAGGAGAGGUGAUGAAGUUCAAGAAUGACCACCUACACAUUAAAGAGCAGCCGGCAACAACUUCUCUACCUCGCCGCUCGUCUAGGGAUGUUUUGGAUGAGGAAAUUACUCUUGUUGGCAUGGAGGAUGACUUCAACGACAUAAGAGAUCAACUCAUUGGGCAAGCGCGGGAGCUGAAUAUUGUUUCAAUUGUUGGCAUGGGCGGUAUGGGUAAGACAACUCUUGCCAGGCAAGUGUUUAGCAAUCCAUCAGUAUUAUGUCGCUUUGAUGUUUCUUCAUGGGUUACUAUUUCUCAAGAAUAUGAUGCAAGAGAAAUUCUUAUAAAUGUUUUAAGCUUUGGUACUUCUGAUGUGACGGCGUUAUAUCAUAACAAGAGCUAUGACCAAUUAUUAGAGCAGUUAUAUAGAAAAUUAAAAGGCAAAAGAUAUUUGAUAGUUAUGGAUGAUUUAUGGAGUAUAGAGGCCUGGGACCUAGUUAAAAGAUCAUUUCCUGAUGAUAAUAAUGGAAGUCGAAUCAUGAUAACUACUAGGCUUCUAGAAGUAGCUGAUUGUACUGGUAAUGGUUGCCCUCCCCAUCACAUGCCUUUCCUUAAUUUUGAAGAUAGUUGGACUUUGCUGUCUAACAAGGUAUUUGGAAAGGAAGACUGUCCUCCUCAGUUGGAGGAAAUAGGGAAGCAGAUGGCAGAACAUUGUCAAGGAUUACCCCUCUCGCUUGUUGUCAUUGGUGGGCUUCUCUCCAAGAUCAAUACGACAUAUGAAGAUUGGAAAAAAGUUGCUGAAAAUGUGGUUUCACAUAUAGGUUCCACCACUGAGCAUUGUUUAGCAAUAUUGUCGUUGAGUUACAACUGGUUGCCUCCUAGCUUAAAAGCUUGCUUUCUUUAUACGGGAGCUUUCCUCGAAGAUGCAGAAAUUCCUGCAGAUAAGUUGAUUAGAAUUUGGGUUGCUGAGGGUUUUCUAAACACAAAGAGUGAUAAAAUGUUGGAAGAGGUAGCGGAAGAGUCUUUAGAGGAUCUCGUUAGCAGAAGUUUGAUUUUGGCUAGUAGACGACGAGCCAAUGGUAAAUUAAGAACUUGCAGAAUUCAUGACCUCCUUCGACAAUUAUGCUUGAAAGAAGAAAAAUCUGAGAAGUUUUUUAAUAUCAUAACUAAAUGUUUUGAUGUGUCCUCUGAAGGUAUGGAGAUUGAACGCAGAAUGUGUUUGAAUCCAGAUGCUUUAAAUAACCAGAAUCUUGACUUGGAUAAAGGUAAUUUGAAUUCUGUUCGGGCAAUCUUAUGCCUGGGUGAAUCCCAUACUUUUUACCUCGACUAUCUGUGCUGCAAAAUAGUAGAUUCUCGUUUUCAACUGCUAAGGAUAUUGGAUGCAGAAUGUAUUCGCUUUUCAAGUUUUCCCUGUGACAUAACACAGCUAAUACACUUGAGAUACGUUGCUUGUACCACUGGUACCAAUGUUCCUGCAUCAAUAUCCAAUCUUUGGAAUCUACAGACGCUGAUUGUUCAUCCAGUUGGAGAUGAAUUAUCCCUGCCAUCGGAAAUUUGGAAGAUGUCAAGUUUGAGAUACAUCUAUUCUGGGGGAAUGUAUGUGCAUGCUCCUCCAAAGGAAGAAAAUAUUUUGGGUCUUCAGAACUUGGAAACACUUGAUUCAAUACGCGCUACAGAUUCCAACUGGAUAGAAGUUCUUACAGCAGCCCCUAAAAUAAAGAAACUGGGAGUAUUGAUCCAUCCAGAUAAUCAUGAAUGGUCUAAGCUUAUUGAUAGUCUGAUUUGCUUAGCUGAUCUGCAGAAGCUAAGAAUUCAUCUAGCAAUUCCCUCUUCCGUAGAGGUUUUCCAAAUGCUGCCUGGUCUGCUAUGGGAAGUUUUCCCGACCAACCUGAAGAGUUUGACACUCGUAGGAACACAUUUACUGUGGGAAGGAUAUGACAAUGCUUGGUCGCUUACCCAAUCUUGAGGUGCUCAGACUAAAAUAUUUUGCUAUUCAAGGGACCAAUUGGAAUUUAAAUGAAGGGGGUUUCAAGAAACUCAAGUUGCUACACAUUUUGAUGAUGAAC
Nicotiana attenuata is the source of this 2496-nucleotide messenger RNA. RefSeq names its product putative disease resistance RPP13-like protein 3. Gene Ontology annotation, biological process: defense response to other organism. Lineage: Eukaryota; Viridiplantae; Streptophyta; Magnoliopsida; Solanales; Solanaceae. Gene Ontology annotation, molecular function: ADP binding. The coding region runs from base 111 to 2396 and encodes 761 amino acids. The record is from RefSeq and is a predicted model, not a curated record. The transcript has a single exon.